Molecule: messenger RNA, 804 nt
Organism: Talaromyces marneffei
Lineage: Eukaryota; Fungi; Ascomycota; Eurotiomycetes; Eurotiales; Trichocomaceae
Exons: 5
Coding region: 1-804 (267 amino acids)
Biological process (GO): regulation of DNA-templated transcription
Cellular component (GO): nucleus; CCAAT-binding factor complex
Molecular function (GO): DNA binding; protein heterodimerization activity; DNA-binding transcription activator activity, RNA polymerase II-specific
Source: RefSeq, a predicted model, not a curated record
AUGGAGCAAGCUACACAGUCAUCCGGUCAACAACAGAACCGCCAGCAGGCCGUUUAUGAUAUUCGGAAUGGCGGACAUUAUGGCGCCAGCGCAGCUCUUUCAGCACAAGGAUAUGCGCCCGUCGCAGAGUUGUACACUGGCGCAUGGUCAAAUGUCAACCAAGGUCUUCAAGGAAAUUCGCGCGACAUCCUGACUACAUACUGGCAACACAUUAUUAACCACCUGGAAACGGACAACCAUGACUACAAAAUCCACCAACUACCUUUGGCGCGUAUAAAGAAGGUGAUGAAAGCCGACCCAGAAGUGAAAAUGAUCUCCGCAGAAGCACCAAUCCUCUUCGCCAAAGGCUGCGACAUCUUCAUUACAGAACUCACAAUGCGCGCAUGGAUACAUGCCGAAGACAACAAACGUCGAACCUUGCAGCGAUCUGAUAUUGCAGCGGCCCUCGCCAAAUCCGACAUGUUCGAUUUCUUGAUCGACAUCGUGCCCCGAGAGGAAGCUACAUCGCACGCGAAACGAUCUAGCCAAGCCGGUGGUGCCGUAGGUACCGCUGGCGCUGCUGGCGCAUCUGGUUCAGCCGGUGCUGCGGGACAUAUUCCUGCUGCUCAGGCUGGCGUUCAGCAUCCUCACAUGGCUCCCGAGUAUCUCGGUCAGCAUGCGCUUGCACAGGAUCAGGAUUAUAGAAAUCAGCCGGGCAUGUACCCUGGCGCAGUGCAGUCGGAUCCUGCGGCUUAUGGCCAACCUCAACCUCAGAUGUUUGAUGGAAUGUACACCGCGUAUCCCCAUAUGCCUCCUCAGCAGUAA